Messenger RNA from Colius striatus (speckled mousebird), 5779 nucleotides. RefSeq names its product SAP30 like (gene SAP30L). The record is from RefSeq and is a predicted model, not a curated record. The transcript has 4 exons. Lineage: Eukaryota; Metazoa; Chordata; Aves; Coliiformes; Coliidae. Bases 336 to 872 code for a protein of 178 amino acids. Gene Ontology annotation, molecular function: protein binding; transcription coregulator activity. Gene Ontology annotation, cellular component: histone deacetylase complex. Gene Ontology annotation, biological process: regulation of DNA-templated transcription.
UCCGCUGCCGGGGAGGCGGUUUUGUGUGUGUCUGAGGGGUGCGAGUGGGGUCGCGGCUCCCCCGCGGGCGGCGGCGCUUGGGGGGCCCGGCCCGGCCUCCGCAGACUGCGCUGAAAGGCGGCGGCGGGCGGCCCUCCCGGUGGCGCGGCCCCUUCCGCCGGCGCUGAGGGGGGUCCCCCCCUUGAGGGGGCCCCUACAGGAGCGGGGGGCCCCCGCUGGGGCGCUGGGCGGCGGGGUCCCCCCUCGAGGGCUCGGGGCGGCCCGGCGGCGGCGGCGGCGGCUCUGAGCCCGGUUCUCGGCUCCCCGGGUCGGGGUGAGGGGCCGGCAGGUGGGCGAUGAAUGGUUUCAGCACUGAGGAGGACAGCCGGGAUGGGCCUCCCGCCGCCCCCUUUUACGGCCAGAGCUGCUGCCUCAUCGACGACGGGGACCGCUGCGUGCGCCCCGCCGGCAACGCGUCCUUCAGCAAGAGGAUCCAGAAGAGCAUCUCGCAGAAGAAGCUGAAGCUGGACAUCGACAAAAGUGUGAGACAUCUGUAUAUUUGUGAUUUUCACAAGAACUUCAUCCAAAGUGUCCGAAACAAAAGAAAGAGGAAGACAAGUGAUGAUGGGGGUGACUCUCCCGAGCACGAAACGGAUGUCCCCGAGGUUGACUUGUUCCAGCUCCAAGUGAACACUCUGCGACGUUACAAGAGACACUAUAAGUUGCAGACGAGGCCUGGACUCAACAAGGCUCAGUUAGCAGAAACUGUCAGUCGUCACUUCAGGAAUAUUCCUGUGAACGAGAAAGAGACACUUGCCUAUUUCAUCUAUAUGGUGAAGAACAACAAGAGCAGGCUGGACCAGAAAUCAGAAAGUAGCAAGCAACUAGAAUGAAGAAUAUCGGGACUUGGAGUAAGAGAGCCCUUGAAGGAACAGAUGGUAUUGUACAUUUUAGGUAUACAAAAACUGUUAAAGUAUAUUGUAAAUUUCUUUUUUUAAAUGCAGUAAGUCUGGAUGACAGAGGAAAAAUAUAGACAUUCGUAUCGGGAGUAUCUAAAAACAUGUGCCCAGCAUGUUUCUGAAGACUCUUUUUUCCCCUCAUUUCAACGUGACGUUGGAAUAAAGAGAUGAGGAUAAUGAGGAAACCGAUUGGAGAACCUGUAGGACUGACCUGUGUCAGCUCGGUGUUUUAAUCCAUGUCUGGAAGGCUGCAUCUCGGUGCAGGUCAGGCCACAGAGGGAGUGCUUCCGCUGAAUUCAGGCUGCGUCACCAACACCGUGCAGUUUGUCGCGGCUCAGGACUGCAGUAGCGGCAGCGAUACAAUUAGUUAUUGAGGUGUACGGGGUCAGAAGUUUGUCUGAAGCUUGCUCCCCACCUACACGUUGCUCUGUCUUGCCUUGAGUCAGUGCUUCAAGUCCCAAACUUCUACAAAUGUUCCAGCUCACCCAGUCUGCUCCAAUGAACACUACUUGACUAGCCCAAGAUUGGUUUUUUGUUUUAACCGAUUUUCCUCCCACCCCAUUCCUCCACAGAUGCCAAACAACUCCCUGCAAUCUCUUGUUGUAAUUUCUGGUAUUUAAGAACUCACCAGUUAAUUGUCUGUCUGCAUUUCCUCAGCGUGUGGCAUUAAGGCCAACGCAGCUUAUUCGAUGGGUUUGAUCGCGUUGGUAGAAACGCUCGUUUCAUUCACUUACACGCGUUUCCCUUGUAUUCAGGGCUCAGUGGUGGUUGGUGGAACAGUGGCUUAAGACAUCUGUGUCUCAAUCUCUGUGUCAUAUCUGGUAUCUGACACAACUGUGAUGUGAAUUUUGUGCUAAUCUUCAGCAACUGUUCCAAAACCGCUGUCUGGACUGGUGGGCUCGGCAGCCCCUCUUUGGUGUGAAGCAGAGUUAAGCUAAUGCGUGUAGCACCAUCACCAGGUAGUGAUCUGGCUGGAGCAGGAGGUGUUCCAUCUGUCUUUGCAGCGGGCAAAGCGAGUGGAAGGCCUUGCCUGUGGUGAGCACUGCGUGUGCUUUGUGAGAGCUGCGCAAGGGCGAGCAGCGUGCUGGCGCUCUUCAGCCGGGCGCUGUGCGAGGGGAUCUCUCUGACUUUGAUCUUUAAAGCCAAGGUGUCCUUACAAAUGUCACAGUGAUUAUUUUGGCAAAAGGAGCUUGUAACAGUGCUGGUUGUGACUGACUGUUCUCCAAUGACCUCAGAUUCUCUCUUCAGGGGUAUCUCAUGAUUUAAAGCCCCACUCUGUUUCUUUGCUGUCCUAACCCGUGUCUCCAUUCUGUUGCAAGAUGCCAAGACUCCACAUAGAGAGUAUUUUCUCAACAAGCCUUAAGCAACGAACUGAGUGGUAGAAAACUUUGGCUAGCGUUUUGUCAACGGCAGGUUUUAAUAUUCCAAAACUGGAUGAAGCUUUGUUGAAGAGCUAAAUACACAGGUCACGAUCCUGGCUUAGUACUGCGUCAUGUAAAGCAUGAAGGGUUCACGUAGUGAAGCUCUUGGUGAAGCUCUCCCAGGGUCUCUUUAAAAAUCAAGUCACAAUUUAAAGCAAGCUGUUCACAUCACCUCUGAAGUGUUUGCUAGCACUCCAAAAAGGUGUUUGACAAACAUGUCCAAGUCGUAUGUCAUAGGCAGAAAUGCUCUGUUAUGGUACACAUCCCAUUUGUGAAGUUUUGGGGAGUGAUUGUCUCAGCAUUUCCUUGUUCAAUUCAGUACGGAUGUUAAGAACGUCAGACAAGAGAGAGGUUCAAGGAACGAGGAGAGAAUGUCUUGUGUCAGUAUUUCAUGAAUGUUUAAAAAUUCCCUAAUUAAGCUAGUCCUUUCCUUAUUGAAAGGAUGGAGUAAUUCCCACGUCAGUCAACAUGAUCUGGCUUCUCUCAUUCAGGACAGACAGCUAGAAGGGUACGUUCUCUGACUGUGUGUUAAUCUUCGAAGUGUCCCUGUAAUCAGAGGAUAUUCCCAAGGGAAAAGAAGUGUCUGAGUUGAGGAAGUUACGCCUCGUUGUAACUUUUAGACCAAAACGUUAAAAAUGUAUUUAGUUUGGGAUUUACUUUUUGUUGUUGUAUUUUGGGUUGUUUUAUUUCUGAGAGUAAAUAAAUCUGUUGGGGUGUUUUAGCAGCCAGCAGCAAAAUGAUUCAUUUCAAGGAACUAUGGUGGCAGGUUCCAUCCGUUCAGGUGUGUUCACUGGAGUGCUUUUGUUCAGAGGUGGUGUCCAGGAAACUUUUUUGUUGUUCUUGUUGUUCUGAAAAUAAGUCAAUUGAUGUGAACUGUGAUCCUUGUUGGUUUCACUCUUAAAGCAAUUAUACUUUUCUGAAAAAAAUCUUAAUGAAGUGUGAUAAUGAAGAGAUGUUUACCAGCCAUUAGCAGUUGUUUAUAAGGUGGAAAGCUUGGAGGCCAGACACCAAAGGAACAAGAACCUUUGGCUGUCGGACCCCACGGCCUUGUAAACCCUUGCAAAUGCCUUAUUACCUUGUUCUCAACUUAGCUAGAGCAAAACGCCUUGAGCAAAAGCAAGUCUUGUUGGAAGGGUCAGCCACUUUAUGGCUGCCAUGCUAUAAACUGAAAUCACACGUCGAUUCAGUAGCAAUAUCCAUGUUCAGGGUGCCUGUGAUUCUUGAAAAGCAUUUAGUGUCUCCUAACCAGAAAACGCAACAAUGCAAUCGUCAUUCUGUCCAACACCAUUCUGUGUAUUUGAUUCCUUAUGCUGCAUGCCAAUUAAAAAAGCAAAAGAGAGAGACUUUCCAACUUCUCGUUUUAAACUUCGAUGUGUUUGAACCUCACCCUUGUGAAGCCAUGAGGUGGGACGUUUUCUCAGCACUUUUAGAUGGGACUCGUUGGAAAGGCGGAAGACCCACAUCGCUUUGGCUGGUAUGAUAAGAUUUAUUUUUGUGGUUGUUCCUUUGACAUUUUGCUUUUCACAGAUGGGCCUUAAAUUCUGUCUAGCUUUGAACCACGGAGCACAAGCCUUGGGGCCGUGGAGGAUGACCAGAUGUCAUCUUCCAUUUGUAAUAGUGGAAGCUUAUUUCUCACAAGCCUGCAUAGGUGACGUUCACCCUGGGGCAGAGGAACCGUCUUUGAAGCCCUCCAGCCGUCACAUAGCCCAGUUCAGUGACGUGGCCUAAUCCAGUUCUCACUGAAGACUUACGUGGACUUCAUUAGACUUCUCAAUAGAUCCAAAGCCAUUAGCGUGAAGCCCAAAUAAUGCAGAAACAUCUCUUCCAGGGUUCAUUUCAUCCUCUGUGCUGACCCUCUGCUCACUUGAAGGGAAGAAGAAGAAGUCAUUGCUGGUAGUUGUCGGCUUGAGCUCAACCGAAGGGAGUUGGAAGCGUGCAAAGACUUGAGCCGGUGGCAGUCUGAUGGCUGAAGAGUGCAAAUGGAUCCAAGGAGACUGGGUUGGAGUGCAUCUCAAAGAAUACUGUAUAUCAACCUGAAGGAACCAACUGCAUUAAAAGCAAAUGUUUGUUUUGCCAGGCACUUCAGAUGCUCGGCCUGAGAAGAGCAGAGCGGGCAGGUUUGUACCGGUUGUCCCCACUACUCCGGUGUCCCAGUUUUCCCUCGGAAUGUGGCUGUAAACCACUAGACACCCUGGCGUGCAAGUCUUGACCCACACAUAUCAAGUCUGGCAUUUAAAGUUAGUCUGGAGUGCAAGCUGGAUUCAGAGAGGCUUUCAAAACAAGAGCUGAGAUAAGCCACAGUAAGAGUGAGUUUUCAAGUGGGUCGGGGUGCCCAGAGAAGACGAAAGAGGCCGUGGCCCACAGAGAUGGAGCAAAACGCAGCGUGGAGGAAGAUGGCUCUGUGCUGGCUCUUGGCAUGGAUGUUCUAUGAGAGGGGAAGAAGGGGGGAGCUGUGCACUUUACAUCUUCUGGUUGAGCCAAAUGUAAAUAGCAAUGGGAGAUGUUCAGCAGUAUCUGAGGUUGGAGGGGAGAGAAGUGAUCUGCUGGGGGACUGUUUGUUUAAACUAGCAGAUCCUUGCGCUUCCCCAGAGCACUGGAGUCACUUUGCCUCUGCAGUUCAAAGGAGUGGGUGGCACUAGGGAGUUGUUUGGUGCUUCUGUACCAAAGGAGUCCUUGUACCACCCAGGGCGCUGGCUGAAGAGUCCCAAAGGUGAAGGAAUGUUAUUGAUGCCUCACUCCUCUUGUCACUGAUGCCCUUUAGCCAUCUCUACCUUAUCAAUUAGGGAGUUUUGAUUUUUCCACUUCUAAAGUGCGGAUGAACUGUUAGGAUGUAAGAUGCUCCUUGCACUUUUCACAGCUAUCCCUGGUCUGGAGUUGUUGAUUUGCCUGUCCACACGUGUUUGGAAUGAAUUAAGUGUGGGGAGAGGGAGGGGCUCCUGCCUUAAACCUGAACUUCCCUUGCAGGCAGCUCUGCGGGCCAUGCUGUACGGCAGCAGGCCCCUGGAGCCUCUUGCUUAGCUGAGCCCUACCUACCAGGGCUGGGUUUACUCCGGUCCCAGCCGCAGCUCUGCUCCACAGCUGGAGUGCAGGGGAGGGGAAUAGCAGGUGACUUACAGAACGGCUCGGAAUCUUUGAGCUGGCUUACCAGGAGAGAAAAACUCUGUUCCCUCUUCUGUUUCUGGCCUCCAUGUGUUGUGCUGAUCUUAUGCCAAAUGUUUUGGACACCUUGUAUUUUUAACUGUGUAAUAUAGCUGUGUAUUGUUAAAGCAACUUAGUAACUUAUAGCAAAGACUGUAGAACUCAUUUCUUUGGGGUGUAGGAAAUGUCCUGCUUCCACUGUGUAUGAAACUUUAACUCUGUACUGUCUGACGAAGAUAAAAUGCUGAAUUUCACUUUAAUAAAUGAUCUAUCUAGCAACAA